ACUAUAAAAUAUAAAUAUGGUCAAACUUUGCUGUAACAAAUAAUUAGGCUUUAAAACUGGGAAAAGUCAUCCCAUGAGGAUAUCAACAAUUGUAAACUUAUAUCUUGUUUCAUGUCACAAUAUUGACAUAAUAUAUAGCCCAGAACUACAUAAACCUACAUAAACCUGACAUAUUAACAUGUGUUGGAGUUUGGUGAUUUCCUGCUGAAUACUUUGCUUUAUAUAAAACCAUGAGUGAGGCAUCACUCAGCAGAUUCUCUAUGACGGAGGGAAACCCUCUGCUUCACCCUCACCCUCAACCUUCCAGUCUGACAGAAAUUAAGAGAAUGAACCGCUGCCCUUGAUUGGCCGAGGAGCUCGGUCUCUGGCAGUAUCGUCUCCCCUGAUUGGUCAGACUCAGCUGCAGUGAGGAUGCAGAUUCUCUGGACCUUCUCUCUUCUGCUGACGCUGAAACAUUCUACGUCUCAUUUGCUGCCGCAUCAUUUAACCGCCAUCAUCGUGAGCUGUUUGCUCACAGCGCGAGAUUCCCAGUCUGAUAAAUGGAGAUCGGAUCAUGUCUCUGGAGUGUUUAUCCUGCUGAGUGUGUAUGUCUGUCUCCGUGGUGAUUGGUGACACAGAUGCUGAGCAGCUGUAGCAGCAGCAGCUUCACCGUGUCCUAAGCUGCCCUUUUCACUCAAAUCUUCAGCACUGAGGAGUGUGGUUUUUGGCGAGUCAGGUUAGAGCACUGUGAGGCAGACGCAGGUUUUGAGGAUGCUGCAGAACAUUCUGGCUUUCCUGAGUCACAGACUUUUUGGCUGGACGCAGUGUAAACCCGCUCAAACUCAGCCGCCGGGGGGAGAAGAUGGUGAGACGACUGCGGACGGUGGAGAGCUGCAGGCUGCUCCGACGACCGCACACUCCUCUGACACCAAAGACACGAGCAGCAGUCAUGCUACUCCAAAGAAGACCACAGUCUUAAUCAUGGUAGCACCACCUGGACAUCUUCAACAGAAAAUAGUGAAAGCAGGAGACAAAGACCUGGAUGGACAGCUGGACUUCGAGGAGUUUGUCCAUUAUCUCAGAGACCACGAAAAGAAACUGCGGCUGGUCUUCAAGAGUUUGGACAAGAAGAAUGACGGUCACAUCGACUCACAGGAGAUAAUGCAGUCUCUGCGUGACCUGGGGCUGAACAUCUCUGAGGAACAGGCUGAGAAGAUUCUUCGAAGUAUGGAUAAAGGCGGUACAAUGACGAUCGACUGGAACGAGUGGCGGGAUUAUCACCUGCUGCAUCCGGCAGAGAACAUUCCGGAGAUCAUCCUCCACUGGAAACACUCCACGAUCUUGGACGUUGGCGAGAGUUUGAUGGUGCCCGAUGAGUUCACAGCAGAAGAGAAGCAAACGGGAAUGCUUUGGCGCCACCUAGUGGCGGGAGGAGGAGCUGGAGCGGUGUCUCGAACCUGCACAGCACCGCUGGACAGGCUCAAAGUUCUCAUGCAGGUUCACGCCUCCAAGAAGAACAGCAUGCAUAUAGCCGGAGGCUUUACCCACAUGAUCCAAGAGGGCGGUGUGAGGUCACUGUGGCGAGGGAACGGCAUCAACGUCAUCAAAAUAGCUCCUGAGUCUGCUAUCAAGUUUAUGGCCUAUGAACAGAUAAAGCGACUGAUUGGAAGUAACCAGGAGACGCUGGGCAUCACAGAGAGGCUGGUGGCCGGAUCUCUGGCCGGAGCGAUCGCUCAGAGCAGCAUUUACCCCAUGGAGGUCCUGAAGACACGGUUAGCCCUGAGGAGGACGGGUCAGUACUCUGGCAUGUUGGACUGUGCCAAGCACAUUUUCCAGAAGGAGGGCAUGGCUGCGUUCUACAAGGGCUACGUCCCCAACAUGCUGGGCAUCAUCCCGUACGCUGGUAUCGACCUGGCCAUCUAUGAGACUCUGAAGAAUUGGUGGCUGCAGCGUUUUGCCACCGACAGCGCAGACCCAGGAGUGUUUGUGCUUCUGGCCUGCGGCACCACCUCCUGCACAUGUGGUCAGCUGUCCAGUUACCCGCUGGCCCUGGUCAGGACUCGCAUGCAGGCACAAGCUACUCUUGAAGGAGGUCCUCAAAUGACUAUGACGGGCCUGUUCAAACACAUCGUCCGGACAGAGGGCCCGAUGGGACUGUACCGUGGCCUGGCCCCCAACUUCAUGAAGGUGAUUCCGUCUGUGAGCAUCAGCUACGUGGUGUACGAGUACCUCAAGAUCGCACUGGGGGCUCAGUCCAAGUGAGGAGGGAGGUGGAGCGACCCAAAAACAGAGGCCAAAGCUAGUUUUUUUGUUUACUGAAGAAAAAAAGGAGCUAAAAUUCUGCACAUUUAAA
Messenger RNA from Solea senegalensis (Senegalese sole), 2332 nucleotides. RefSeq names its product solute carrier family 25 member 25b (gene slc25a25b). NCBI's taxonomy places the organism in Eukaryota, Metazoa, Chordata, Actinopteri, Pleuronectiformes, Soleidae. Gene Ontology annotation, biological process: transmembrane transport. The transcript is spliced from 10 exons. The coding region runs from base 751 to 2241 and encodes 496 amino acids. The record is from RefSeq and is a predicted model, not a curated record. Gene Ontology annotation, cellular component: mitochondrial inner membrane. Gene Ontology annotation, molecular function: calcium ion binding; ATP transmembrane transporter activity.